Puccinia triticina is the source of this 696-nucleotide messenger RNA. RefSeq lists its product as uncharacterized. The coding region runs from base 1 to 696 and encodes 231 amino acids. NCBI's taxonomy places the organism in Eukaryota, Fungi, Basidiomycota, Pucciniomycetes, Pucciniales, Pucciniaceae. The record is from RefSeq and is a predicted model, not a curated record. The transcript is spliced from 5 exons.
AUGAGUUUAUUCAGUAACAAGAAAACUCCCCAGUUAGUGGACUUAACCGCCACGGGUGGCAGUGACUCGGGUCACACGAAUCGGGAUGUAAUCGACCUAACGAAUGAGGAUAUAAUUGACCUAACCGGUCGAGAGGACAGUGAGUUGGGUGACAAUGCAAACGACUCAAAUGUCGUGAUUGACUUAAGGGAUCAGGAUAACAGUGAGUUGGGUCACACUGCUUCUCAUCAUAAAGGCUCAUCCAGCAACUUAGACGGCAGAGUCGAUGGGCAAGUGGAACACCGACAUACAGUCAUUGACACAUCCGCGCACUCUGGUAUUUUGAGAGAGAUGCGAAGUGAAGAACCAUUGGCGAAAAAGAUGCACUUGGGAGGUUCAUCGAUGGAGGCGCCCAUUGAACACUCACUCGUCGGGAAGGACCCAAGAAAAGAGUCGGCCCAAAUAGGCUUGGGACGGAUAGCGACUGAGACACCUUCAACGGAGCCCCACCAGGAGCACCGACUUCGACCAGAAAGCUCGGGGAAUGUUUCUUCUAAGGAUAGUGGGCUGCAACCUAAUCUUUCACCGGAAAUCAUAAUCGAAAAAAAAUCAAGAUCACCUCAGGAAGAGUCUAGUAACGGCGGGCCUGUCCUUGCCUUGAGUGCUCCUGUGGCUAAACUUAACGCAAACAGCAGGGCCUCCAAGAAUACUUGUUAA